CCAGUCAGCGUUGGAUGUGCGUAAGAGUCGGUAAGACCGAUGAAAGGGGCAGGGCUGGGCUUUCUUCUAGUCUCACUUGAGAAAACAACGCUGCGUAUAGUUUUGGGAAGCGAGGACUGGCUCAAUAAGACGAAGAGGAAAGGAGGCGAGCGAAAUUAGACUUGCUGGCCGCAGAAAGAUACGUUCGUUUCACUUUCAGCCUCUCAGUAGACAGCUGUUGUAGAUGGCCAAAGGAGAAGAGAGGGGCAUUCCCACUAAUGUGACACAGCAGGCAAAAGACAUGGCUCUACAGCAGCAGCAGCAGCAGCAGCCCUUCUGGCCUUCCUUGGGCAAUUCUGCCCCGCAAUCUCCUUACAUAUAUAACAUGCCCGCCUGGGUGCUUGAGGACUUCUGUCAGAAGAUGGACUGCCUCAACGAUUACGACUGGAUGCGCUUUGCAUCCUAUGUGAUAACUGACCAGACUGAGCUGAGGAAAAUCAAAUGUAUGGAAAAGGCAGGAAUCAGUAUAACGAGAGAGCUGAUGUGGUGGUGGGGACUGAGGCUUGCAACUGUCCAGCAACUGUUGGAACUUCUGCAGGAACUGCAGCUCUAUCGGGCAGCACAAGUGAUUAUGGACUGGAAGUCACCCUCACUAACCUCUGAUUCUGUAAAGGCUCCUUUAGAGCCCCGUCAACAAGAGAAUGCAUCGCUGCAUCCAACUGGGAGCAAAAACAGAGCCAUAGCAGGUCCUGUUUUAAAAGCAGAUGUGCUUCCUUUAUCUCUGCCUCCAACUUCUAUGGACCUUCCACAUUCUUUACAUUCAAAUCCACCAGUAGUAUCAAGUGUAAAGCCCUGCAGUUCUGCCAUUCCCCGACAGGAAACGGUUCCUGAUCUCCUCAGUGCGAGCCUUCUGUGGACUACAGGAGAAUUGGAAGUUGCCACCAGUGGCUUCAGUAAGGAAAACCAAAUUAGUGAAGGCAUGUUUGCUACUACCUACAAAGGUUGGAGGAACAACACUUUAUAUGUGGUUAAAAGGCUAAAAGAGCAGAAUCAGAUGCAAAAAAUUUUUCGUACAGAAGUACAGAACUGCUUUCGGUGUUGUCACCCUAAUAUUCUGCGGUUGUUAGGCUUCUCUGUAGAAACUGGAUUUCACUGCCUCAUACACCCUUACAUGCCAAAUGGAUCAUUGAUGGACAGACUGCAGUGUCAGGAUGGUUCUGAACCAUUAAUGUGGGAAAGUCGCAUCAAAAUUUCUCUGGGACUCAUUCAAGCCAUUCAACAUUUACAUCACUUAGGAAUUAUUCAUGGAAAUGUGAAAAGUUCCAAUGUCUUGCUGGAUGAAAACUUUGUACCACAACUUGGACAUUUUGGUCUCAGGUUGCAUCCUGUGGAGAAAAAAUCUGAGCAUGCUGUGAUGAAAACCAAAGUCUUGCAAGCUUCUCUUGCUUACUUCCCAGAGGAUUUUGUGAGGCAUGGGCAGUUAACAGAAAAAGUGGACAUAUUUGGUUGUGGAAUAGUUUUAGCAGAGAUACUGACUGGCAUGAAGGCAAUGGAUGAAGGAAGGCAUCCUCUUUUUCUGAAAGAUGUCCUCCUUGAUGAAAUUCAAGCGGCAAAAGAACUAUCCUGUUCUAAGGAGAGAACCUUUGAACGACUUGCUGCCACAGAAAUAUGUCGCAAAUAUCAAGACAAGCACGCAGUUCACUUACCAGCAAUGACAGCUGUUUGGUUGGCCACUGCUUCUUGUGUUUGUCUGAGGAAAAAGAAUGCUAAAAUGGCAGAGGUGCAUGAAAUUAUGGAAAUGGCAGAUCAUCAAAUACAAUGUCAGAAAAUGCCAGAGGGGAGCAGAUAUAUUGGACUCUCUGUCAAUACUCCAGAAGAAACCAAUGAUGAGCCAGCCAGUCCCUUCAAUUGUAGUUUAUCAGACAGAGUGAAUCCCAACUCUUUGAACUGUGCAGAUUUGAUUCAACCUUUGAUGAGAGUCAUGAUUCCUGACACAUGCUCUGGGCAGAUGUUACGGGUCCCUUGUGAGUCGGAUGAAUCAAGUAACUUUUCGUGGAACCCUGUGGAGGAUGCUGCCUGCCAACCACCAAGCAAUGGUUCUCCAAAUCAAGAAAACAUUUCUCCCACAAAGCCUCUGGGAAAUAAUCCAAAAUACAUCAGUGACUUCACAGCAAAAAAUAUAGACUGUAAUAGGAAUGAAUCACUAGAAGCAACUGCUUCCUCAAAUAGAAUGACUUCAUCACAUACAAAUACAGAAAACGCUGGCAUUACCUGUACUUCACAAGCAGCAGUGAAAGAAAUAAAAAUCAACGAUAAAAAGAAAAAGAUGAUGGAACAAUUUUUAUUGUAUGAAGAAAAUAAGAUAAAUAGUUGUGAACUCUUUGAAGAUUCAGUGUAACUCAACUUCAGAAAAUGAAACUUUCUUAGCAGUAGCACCUAGGGCUGUGGAGUCGGAGUCAUGGAAUCGGAAUCGUGAGCAAUUUUGGGUGAAGUCGGAGUCGGUAGAAAUGUACCGAUUCCGACUCCUUCAUAAAUGGCAAAUGUAUAUUAACUAGUAAUAACAAAUUUACUGUAAUAAAA
This is a messenger RNA of Rhineura floridana, 2559 nucleotides long. RefSeq names its product interleukin 1 receptor associated kinase 2 (gene IRAK2). Gene Ontology annotation, cellular component: plasma membrane. Gene Ontology annotation, molecular function: ATP binding; protein binding; protein kinase activity. Gene Ontology annotation, biological process: signal transduction; protein phosphorylation. Bases 224 to 2377 code for a protein of 717 amino acids. The record is from RefSeq and is a predicted model, not a curated record. Lineage: Eukaryota; Metazoa; Chordata; Lepidosauria; Squamata; Rhineuridae. The transcript has 13 exons.